Molecule: messenger RNA, 1425 nt
Organism: Ceratotherium simum simum (southern white rhinoceros)
Lineage: Eukaryota; Metazoa; Chordata; Mammalia; Perissodactyla; Rhinocerotidae
Gene: GVQW3
Product: GVQW motif containing 3
Source: RefSeq, a predicted model, not a curated record
GGAUUGCGCAUGCGGGCGUGUCUCCCGGGACCUCAGAGCAGGCGAGCCCCGGGCAGCUCCGGUAGGUUCGGCGUGCGCGGGUUUCUGCAGCUGUGGGGCGAGCUUGCACGUUACAUCACCGGUGCAUCUCUCCGUGCUUGCUUAAGUUGCCGCCACUUAGGCCUCUAUUGCAGAAAUAGCCAUAGACUCUUAAGGGCCGCGGAAUCGGGACGGCCUUGGUGACUGGUUUUGCACACUCCCGGCAGAUCUGCGUGCAUGAGUUGAAUGCAGACGUGGGUUGUAGGAGAUUUUAUUUUCCCCGGCUUUGCAGCUACUGUUUGGCCCCGUUAGCGUCUCAGAACGGUCCUCCCCAGCCUCGACUGGAAGCCGAGAGGAGAAAACUCAAAAGCAAUUAUUCCUCUCUAGUGAGGCUUCCAGAGAAGCAAGAAUACUGACGUGAUUACACCUGCAGCCCCGUAGAGACUAGUCCCUCUGUCUUCCCCUCACAGUUGCGGCCUUCUACCUUUCCCGUGUUGUUUCAGUGCCGAAAUGAGUGACCGCUAUCUAGAACAAAGGAUUAGUAUCAAAUUUUGCGUGAAAUUGAACAAGUCUGCAAGUGAGACCCACCAUCUCUUAAAAGAGGCUUAUGGGGAUGAAGUCAUGUCAAGGGCCAGAGUUUUUGACUGGCACAAAAGGUUUAAAGAAGGGCGGGAAGAUGUUCGAGAUGAUGCCCGAAGUGGUCGUCCAGUCACCCACCGGACUGAUGAAAAUAUCCAGAAGGUCAAGGACUUGGUUUGUUCAAACAGGCAGUUAACGGUGAGAAUGAUGGCUGAAGAGUUAAAUUUAGAUAAAGAAACUGUUAGACUCAUUCUGAAAGAAAACCUGAAUAUGAGGAAAGUUCCUGCAAAAGUUAUAUCGGGUAUUUUGACAGAUGAGCCUAAACCUCGAAAACUCGACUUUCGGUCUGAUCUUUCCAAGGAAACUAGGAAAAAUAGCUCAUGUACCAGGAGAAAGGUAACAAGUUCUGAAACAUGGAGUCAUCUCCAGUGCGAGGCUGGCGGGGAAAUACCUCUGGCAGUACCUCAUCCCAAAAUCCACUACCCUGCCGGCCAGCUUCUCCAGGCUUCAUCUUCAGCAAGCCUCCCCACCAGGGCAGCUCAGGAUUGGUUCACACCGUGGUGAGAGGAACGUGAGGUAGCUAAACGUGAACUAGAAAGCGGCCUCACGAUUAGGCACCUUCAUAUGCUGUUCAUCUUUUUUCAGUCUUCUCUGCCACUCCUCCCUACGUGUCUUGGCCCUCCUAGUUACUCUCUGCAGGACUGUUGGGCCAUCUUCCUUGCUGUUCUCCACAACUUGGAAGAACUUUUGGCUGUUGACUUCUGGUACUUGCUUGUUCUUGAUUUCUUUUGCUUAACAAGUUUGGAUCUCUUCACUGCCCAGACCUUA